AUGGUCAUCGCGCGAAGACCAAUGGCCGGUCACGUGAAUAUUGUCACCGAAAGGGGUAACGAUUGCAGAGUCGGUGACCAACAGAUGGACAAGUGUUUGUCUUAUACCAUACAUCAAGUGUCCAGUUAUUCACCAAACUAUCCGCCAAACCGUAUAUUAGAGGACAACCCAAACGACUCCAACUCUCGCUGGUCUUCGGAGAGCACAUCUCCUCCACAGUACAUGACAUUAAAGCUGAGCCGAACGGCGAUUGUGACCGAAAUCCUGUUCGGCAAACACCGAAAGCCGCACUUAUGUAACGUUAAACGGAUCAAAUACAUGACAUUAAAGCUGAGCCGAACGGCGAUUGUGACCGAAAUCCUGUUCGGCAAACACCGAAAGCCGCACUUAUGUAACGUUAAACGGAUCAAAGUGUUCGGCGGAAUGACCGAAGAGUCGAUGAUUGAGUUGUUGGACGACAUUCUGGCCAAUGACGGCACUCCCGAGACGUUUACGUUGAAGCACCGGAUUGUGUCCAAUGAGUUCCCGUGUCGUUACGUACGGAUACAACCGCUGCAGACCUGGUCCCGCGCCCACCACAAGCCCUAUAACUUCAGCCUAUGGUUUGUUGAGCUCAAGGGGAGAGACGACCCCUCACUAGUCAAGGAUUGUCUUCAUUGGUUCGAUGAGUACCGACAACGAGAGGCCAUUCGACUUUGUCUGAAGCUAAACGCCGUUUUCUUGACAAGCCUUCGGAAACUCAUUAACCUCCUAGUCAACGACUGUGCUGAGGUAGUGCAUCUGGUCAUUGAUGGCGAUUACGAUUCGGUUGAAGAACUGCUCGAAGAGGUCUGUGAGAAGCGUCUGUUCGACGCAUACAUCAGGCGACAGGACUAUCGGCCCGUUUGGCGCCGACUAAUACCGGGCGCGAAGAGUGUGCGGCCGGGGAUGAGAGGCGGCCAUCAGAUGUGCAUCGAUUCACUUUCGCAACUCAUAUAUCUGUUCGGCGGAUGGGAUGGCACUCAAGACUUGGCUGAUCUCUGGUCGUAUGAUAUCGCGGGUCACGAGUGGACCCGUAUCUCAAAGGACACGUUCAUAGAGGGCGGACCGUCCGCUCGUUCCUGUCAUAAGAUGUGUUUGGAUCCAAUCCGGAAGAAGAUUUACACAUUAGGCCGUUAUCUUGAUUCCAGCAUCAGAUCCAUCGAUAAUCUUAAGAGCGAUUUUUAUAUAUACGAUAUUCAAACAAAUCGGUGGACACUUGUCUGCGCGGACACGGCAUCGAUGGGCGGACCGGCGCUGGUCUUUGACCACCAGAUGUGUAUGGAUUUGGAGAAGAAUUCGAUUUAUGUAUUCGGCGGUCGAGUGCUCUCCUCAUCGGACGAACGUAUGGCCGCUAACUGUCCCGAACAGCCCCUCUUCAGCGGUCUCUAUCAAUACGACGCAAACACGGGUCAGUGGCGUAAACUAAGGGACGACUGUUCGGCGGCGGCGGGAGUGCUCACUGGCGGUCACCGGGAGAUAAAGUCACGAAUUGGCCAUUCAAUGCUUUUUCACCAGAAGUUGCGUCUGUUAUAUGUAUUCGCUGGUCAGCGGCAGAAGGAAUACCUGAGCGACUUCUUCACGUAUAACGUGGACACCGAUGAGAUAUCGGUCAUCAAUGACGGCCACAAGUCUGAAGUGCCGGCCGCGGGCUUCACGCAGAGGGCGACCAUUGAUCCCGAGUCACACGAAAUACAUGUCCUAUCGGGUCUAAAUCGGGAUAAAGACAGAGAUCGAGACAAAGAUAAGGACAGCGAUAGGGAUAAGUCGGCGAAUGAAGAGUCGGUGAAGAACUCGUUUUGGGUCUACGAUAUACUGGACAGCAGGUGGUCAUGCAUUUACCGCAACCACAACUCAAUCCAUGUCAACAAAAUCAUCGCUAAUAAUAUUACUAACACAACGAGUGGUGAUUGCGAUCUGACGACAGGCAAUACUUCUACGGCCAUCGCCGGCACCACAGAUACGGCCAACGAUGGCCUGUCUGGUGCUGCGCAGCCGUGCCCUCGAUUUGCGCACCAAUUAGUUUACGAUCACAUAAACAAAUGUCAUUAUCUCUUCGGCGGUAAUCCCGGCCGUAAUCAGAACCCGAAGCUACGACUCGACGACUUCUGGACUCUUGAACUGAAGCGUCUGUCGGGUAAAGAACUGUUGCGUUUGUGUAAACGUUUGGUUAGAGAGCAGGCCUUCCGUGAGAUGAUCGAUAGGAACGGCUCGAAAGCCAUUCAAUACCUUCAGAACCAAUUGUCCCAAACGUUCAAUCAUUCGGAUCCCGAAGAGAGCCGUUUGUUCCAGUCGUUGGCGACACUUAUAUUCCGGACCAAUGAAUGGUCUCCACAGCCGAGAAUGUGUCCAGAGAUGGGUUCGGCGACCGUUGCGGUGGAACCAGACCUCAACUACAAGAACCGAACCAAAGUGUUCGACACUAUUGUCGAGUACUUUCCCGAACACAUGACUCAACCGAAGGCCAAUUUAGUCGAUUUGGUGCUCAUAUGAGUGGACACACGCCGGCCUUCACCCAUCGGGCAUUGAAUGUGUGCUAACACAUACAGUGUGUAGUAAAUUGUAACCAUGUAGUGUUGUUUUGGUUAAAAUUGGUUCAAUAAAUGUAAAAUAUAAUCAUUAUAUUUCAA
Messenger RNA from Medioppia subpectinata, 2648 nucleotides. The record is from the annotation of a GenBank genome assembly. Lineage: Eukaryota; Metazoa; Arthropoda; Arachnida; Sarcoptiformes; Oppiidae.